GUAGAGUCUUAAGUUGCGCGCACGCACGCACGCACAUACACACAGAGAUGGCAAGCCUGCAGCAGCAGCAAGUUACUGGAGGAAGCAAUCGCAUUGCAGCAGUUGAUGUUGGGGAGUUGGAGAUGAAGACUCAAUCCAACGACACCUACGAAGACUUUGAUCAUGAAGAACAAAAGCACCGGAAACCUGGUUGGAAAAAGUUUCUCUCAUUUGUUGGCCCGGGUUUCCUUGUUUCAUUGGCAUAUAUUGACCCUGGAAACUUGGAAACUGAUUUGCAAGCAGGAGCUAACCACGGAUUUGAGCUACUUUGGGUGAUCCUUAUCGGAAUGAUCUUUGCUCUCAUAAUUCAAUCACUCGCUGCAAAUCUUGGUGUAACCACAGGCAAACAUUUAGCAGAGUUGUGCAAGAUUGAGUACCCAAAAUAUGUAAAGUAUUGCCUGUGGUUGUUAGCAGAGGUCGCUGUCAUAGCAGCAGAUAUUCCGGAAGUGAUUGGGACAGCUUUUGCUCUAAACAUUCUCUUCCACAUCCCACUCUGGGCUGGAGUUCUCAUCACUGGUUUGAGCACUCUCCUACUUCUUGGUCUGCAAAAAUAUGGGGUGAGGAAGCUGGAAAUGGUGGUAGCGGUGUUUGUGUUCAUGAUGGCAGCAUGUUUCUUCGGGGAAAUGGGUUAUGUGAAGCCUCCGGCAGUAGAUUUGAUUAAGGGGUUGUUUAUCCCUAAGAUCAAUGGUCAAAGCGCCACCGCUGACUCCAUUGCUUUACUCGGGUCCUUAGUUAUGCCACACAACCUUUUUCUUCACUCAGCUCUUGUACUCUCUAGGAAAGUACCAAAUUCUGUCAGAGGCAUAAAUGAUGCAUGCCGAUACUUCUUGAUAGAGAGCGGUUUUGCAUUGUUGAUAGCAUUUUUAAUCAAUGUUGCAAUAGUCUCCGUAUCAGGAACUGUUUGUUCAGCCAACAACAUCUCACAGAACAUCUUAAAUCAAUGCAACAAUCUCACUGUUGACUCUGCCUCUUUCCUUUUAAAGAAUGUGUUAGGAAAAUCAAGCUCAAUCUUGUACGCCAUUGCGUUAUUAGCUUCAGGGCAAAGUUCCACUAUUACAGGCACUUAUGCUGGACAAUUUAUUAUGCAGGGCUUCUUGGAUCUUAAGAUGAAGAAAUGGAAGAGGAACCUAAUGACAAGGUGCAUUGCCAUCACACCUAGUCUCAUUGUCGCAAUUAUUGGUGGAGCUUCGGGUGCGAGCCGGCUCAUCAUCAUCGCAUCGAUGGUACUAUCAUUUGAACUUCCAUUUGCUCUCAUCCCACUCCUAAAAUUCAGUAGCGGUACCACCAAGAUGGGGCCACACAGAAACUCAAUAUAUAUUAUUAUCAUUUCAUGGAUUUUAGGGCUUGCAAUUAUCGGUAUAAACAUCUACUACCUAAGCACGGCUUUUGUUGGGUGGAUAAUCCACAGCACCUUACCCAAAGUUGCUACUGUGUUCAUUGGAAUCAUAGUUUUCCCAGUAAUGGCUAUCUAUAUCAUAGCAGUGAUCUACUUAAUGUUUCGUAAAGAUGCUGCUGUGACGUUCAUCGAGCCAGCAAAGCACGACCCCAACAUUCAAAUGCGCAUGGAGAAAGGGCAAGGCAAGUCUGAGGGGGUGACAGAAUCCGAUGACCAUGUACCUUACAGGGAGGACCUUGCUGACAUCCCGUUGCCUGAAUAAGGAUUGUGAAGUCAAGGGUGAAGCCCUUGAAUCAACAGCUAAUAUGGAUUAGCAUUUGAUCAACGAGCUCCUAUUUUGUGAUCAUGAAGAGUGCAGUAGUAUGUUUGAUGUUGUUGAACAUUCCUACAUCAGUUUCACAUGUACAAGAAAAUCCAAUAGCAAUGUUAUGAUUGUAUCAUAAAGUGCACGAAACACUCUUUGUUUAAGAAAUCAGAUUCCCUAAAACUUGCUUCCAUGCAA
This is a messenger RNA of Camellia sinensis, 1937 nucleotides long. RefSeq names its product metal transporter Nramp7.2. Gene Ontology annotation, biological process: manganese ion transport; iron ion transmembrane transport. Gene Ontology annotation, cellular component: plasma membrane. Lineage: Eukaryota; Viridiplantae; Streptophyta; Magnoliopsida; Ericales; Theaceae. The record is from RefSeq and is a predicted model, not a curated record. Gene Ontology annotation, molecular function: manganese ion transmembrane transporter activity; cadmium ion transmembrane transporter activity.